Messenger RNA from Sclerotinia sclerotiorum 1980 UF-70, 396 nucleotides. RefSeq lists its product with no specific name. Lineage: Eukaryota; Fungi; Ascomycota; Leotiomycetes; Helotiales; Sclerotiniaceae. The transcript is spliced from 3 exons. Bases 1 to 396 code for a protein of 131 amino acids. The record is from RefSeq and is a predicted model, not a curated record.
AUGGAUGAGGUGCCAAAUGCGCACGGUCCAGAAGCACUAACGCGCUGUAAAGAAAUCCAAAGAGAAUUCAGAAAUAACCAUCAACGCCUUGUUCGUCAUGGGAACAGUUCAGCCGCCGCUCAAAUUUUGGAUCCUGCUCGAGUUGAUGUAAAUGGUUGGGUUCCUCAGAUCUUCGUUAUGUUUGAAGGCUCAUUUGGUAUGCCCCCGGGAACUGUAGCUGUAGCGAUACCAAUUAUCAAAGAGAUGGACCCGCUCAUCGAGUAUUAUUGUGAAGGGCAGGUCGUUACGGUCGAUUGGAAAAUUGGUGCUAUGAUAUACAUGCAGGGAGAUUCUUCCUUGGCCUCAGAUGGAUGUGGAAAGACUGCCUUCAUAUUCUUUCUCUUUAAAAUGAAAUGA